CGCCGGGGCAGAGGCGCCAUGGACCUGGUCAUUACUCAGGAGCUGGCCCGCGCUGAGAGCCACCAGGAUGCCACCUCCCUGAAGAGAGCGUACGAGUUGAUUAAGUCCGCCAACCUGGGGAAAUCCGAGUUUGACCCCACCGAGAGCUUCAGCCCCUACCUGUUCGUUCUGUGCGCCGAACAGGCCCUGAAGAUGGGGCAGCCAGAGGUGAGCGAGGACUGCAUCCAGAUGUACUUCAAGGCGAAGGGGCCGGUCACCCAUUUUCUGGGCCGAGCGCACCUGUGCAGGGCCCAGCUGUGUGCCCCCAAGUCCACCGAAAAUCUGGAGGAGUUUGAAAAUUGCGUGACUCAGUACAUGAAAGCGAUCAACUUUGCGAAAGGAGAACCUAGGUAUUACUUCUUGGUCUAUAACGCCUCGGUCCUCUACUGGCAAAUGGUGAGGCCCUUUCUCAAGCCCGGGUAUUACCAGUAUGUGAUCCCCAGCCUCUCCCAGAUCGUGAGCGUGUUAAACCAGACGGAGGAGGAGGACAAGGACUGGCAGGCAGAGCUGAUGCUGGAGCUUCUGGAGUGCUACCUACAAGCUGGAAAGAAGGAGGAGGCCGCGAAGCUUUGCCCCACAGCAGCGCCGUUCAUAAAAGAGCACGCGCCGCACAGAUACCAGCAGAUGUUUUCUGUGAUGGUACGUCAUGAAUUGAUGGACGAGCAUCAGUUACAGGAAGAAAAGAAACGUUCCAUUAACCUGGCCAUCACUUUCCACAUUAACUUUCUAAAACAAAAAUUGGAUAAGAAUGAUUUACCUGAAGAUGCCAACAAAAUUCUGAAGAGCACCUAUAAGCAGUUAGAUCUCUAUAAUCACCAGAGCCCGCCUUCGACGGAAGAGGAAAAAUUCUUCCUGCUUUUUGAAUUAGCUCAUCUUUCUCUGACCUUGAAAUGUGAGGAUGUCGCCGUCAGCUGCCUCUCAGACCUGAAGGACAUUGUCAGCAAAGACCCUGGGAAGCUGAUCGAGAUCGAGUGCUUGGAGUAUGAAUUAGAAGCUCUAAGGCUCGAAAGUAAAAUUAAAAUCUACAUUCGAGUGGCUGUGGAGACCCAGCUGAAUAUCAUACAGAGACUGGAGGUCGUGCUGCAGCGAGCCAUCCGCCUGGGCGACCCCCAGGUCAUCCACGUGGUGUGCACCACGCAGUGGAACCUGUGUCUCCCGCUGCUGCAGCACAACCUGCGGCACCACCUGCGCAAGCCGCUGACCAACAUCGCGGAGAUCCUGGAGAAGAUGGACAGCCUCAUGGUCCUGCUUCGGUGCCAAGUGCACAUGGAGAUGGCGCGCAUCGAGGAGGGCGAGGACCGCCUGGAGCCCGCCAUGGAGCACCUGCAAAAGGCCAUGCGCCUGGACAGCCAGGGCCGGUACCAGGAGAAGCUCAAGAUGGCCUUCAACCGGCUGCGCCUCUGCUCCAUGCUGUACCAGUCCCCCGAGCGUGCCGAGGACAAGGCCAUCAUGGCCAUCGAGCAGGCAAAGAAAGCCAUGCCCAAAGACAGCGUCCGGAAGAAGCGGGCCCUCCUGGUGAACGCGGGCCUGGCCCUGGCCCCCGACACCUUCCAGAUCGUGCUCGACAGCGAGAACGAGACCAAAGUUUCCAUCGGGAGAAACAGGGGCCGGUUCACCGCCCUCUACGCCAAAGCGCGUCACCACAUCCUCAGCGUGGAGAAAGCCUCCGGGCACUUGCGGCGCCUGGGGAGUGAGAAUGAAAAGGAGAGAGUACUGAUUUGGGCAGAGCUGGCCAAGGUUGCCCGGAAGCAAGGUGUAUGGGAUGUUUGCCGGACAGCCAGCCGCUUCUGCCUCCUGUACGACAGCGUCAAGGUGAAGAAGAUGGCGCGGGCGAAGAAAGGAAGGAAGAAGCGGGGCACGGAUGCCUCUUUAGAUGCCAAGGCCCACUCGCAGGUCCUUCUGCAGCGGCCGGGGUCCCCCAGCCUGCUGCGGAAGUUUGCGGAGGUGGGGUUCAUCAGCGCUGAGGCCACUGUCCACUUGCUCCAGUCAGAGGGUGUGGAGCUCAACGACCACCCCAAACCCACCGAGAACCUGAGCCAGCACCCGACAGGCUACGUGCUCGAGUCCCCCGAGGAAAACUCAGAGUGGAACACGUACAAGAGCUGGAUCGAGAGCCUGUCGCAGUACGCCAUGAACAGCUGGCUGCGGUCCGCGGAGAUUGGACAGGAGAUCCAGGAGGCCUGGAUCGUGCAGAACGCGAUGGUGUACGUCCUGAACCACAACCACCAUCUCAUCGUGGCCGGGCGGCAGAAGGAGCUGGUGGACGCCUUGUACCACCUCCUGACCAUCGUCAAGGCCGUCGGCCACAACGGCGACCCCGUCACGUUGGCGAUGCUCUGCAAUGCUUUGGCUCGAGGCCUAAUUAUCAGCUGGAUCCCAACCCAGGUGCCAGAAAAAUCUAGAAAAGUCAUUCGACCAAACACAUCACACACACCACUGGACUCGGGAGCCAUCUCUGAAAUCAAAACGGCGGUGGAGGUCUGCGAGUUUGCCCUGACCCUGACCAAUGGGACGGUGCCCGAGGAGGUCGUGCCCAUCGAAGCCCGGCAGCAGCUCAUCGCCACCUGGGUGAAGGCCAAGCAGCUGCUGCAGCAGCAGAUUGGGACGAAGCUGGGCACGGAGGAGCAGGGCACCAACGAGGACAUCAACGCCGUGACCAAAAUCCUUGUCGCCCUGGAGAUGUAUUCCUGCAACGGGUUGGGCCUCAUGGACUUCACCGUGCCCUCCUUGGCUAACCUGCUGAAGAUGGUCUCCGAGUGCAACUGGACGGACCCCCUGGUCCAGCUGCAGACGCUGGCCCGCCUGAGCCACUUUGCCUACACAGCCCACGACCACGAGGUCACCAUGGUGUGCUCGCAGAAGGCCAUCCAGAUGGGCAUCAAGUACCUGAGGAUGUUAAAUCCGGUCCAGGCUCAGCUGGUGGCAGAAAUGCUGAGCGCCAGCGCCUGCAUCCAGGGCAGGAGCAUCAUGGAGAACCUGAAGGGGCGGAAGCAGCUGCGCCUGUCGGCCAGCACGGCCUUCUUCGAGAGCGUGAGGUUUGGGGGCAUGGCGCAGAGCAGCGCCCUGGUGAUGCUGGCCGCACGGCACUACUGGAACACCCAGCUCCCGCUCCUGUCCUCCGCGGCCAACAGGAAGAAAGCCAGGCACAUCAUCCAGAGGAUCGUCAACAUCAUCAACAAGACGGAGACCAAAACCCAGGAGAAAGGAGACGUGCAGCUCCUGCACCAGUGGCCGACCGCGGACCUGCAGAGCGGAGGCACCUCCGAGGGCUCCUUCCUCCCAGAGGCCGAUGAUGACCUGUCCCUGCGGGCCGCGCUCUACGGGCUGCUGUUCCACUGCCACGCCGACCAUGAGGACUGGGAGGGCGGCCUGAAGGUGCUGGACGAGGCCGUGCAGAUACUGCCUCGGACCGCGCACCGCCUCUUGAUUUUCAAGCAUAUGGUCCUCGUGAAGGCCAAACUUGGCCAGAAUUUUACAAUGGAAAUACAGAAGUUUAAAGAUGAGAGUGAAGAUUACUUGGCCCACAUGUGGCACCGCCUGGCCUUGAACUCAAAGAACGUCUACGGAGAGUUGACCUGCUAUCAGAACGCAAUCCAGGCCUUGCAGAAGCCGGAGAGCGCGUGGCACAAGGUCGACUACAUCAUGGAGUUCAGCGAGUGGCUGUAUUACCAGCAGUUCCCCAUCGAGGACGUGACCUUCCACCUGAACUGGGCCAUCGACAUCCUUCUGGGGAUGAAACCUUCCAGGGACACACCUGAGCCCGCAGGUGAGGCGCCGCGGCCAGGGACGGCUCCUGGGCACGCUGUCCCUCUCGCUGUCCCCUCUGGCUCAGAGAGCAGGCCCUCCGGUGAGCAAGGUCAUGAUCUGGAGCCAGCCCCAGGCCAACCCCAAGGAGAGCCCCCGUUCACGCAGGAGGCCCCGGAGAGCCUGGGGUCUGAGCACUUGGGGACGGUCUUCCUGGAGAAGCUGCGGAACGUGCGGCAGCUGGAGGCGCUGGCCCGCGCCCACAUCCUGCUGGCCCUGCUGGGCACCCCGAGCGCCGCCGGCUACCAGGACUACUGCCUCAUGGCCUACUCCUUCCUCCGGCACAUCUGGCAGGUUUCUUUAUUAACAGCAGGAAAGUCGUUCUCAGAAAGUAAAAUCCUAGCAACAGUUAGUUCCAAUCUGUUGCUUAAAAAAGAGAAGGAGAAGGUCAAGGACAAGGACCGAGAGAAGAGUAAAGACCCGAAGCAGAUUCAAAUCCCGCUUUCCGGCAAAGAGGUGGAAGAGCCCCCUGCGAGCGUGGAGGCGUGGGCUUCCUACUUCUGCCCCGAAGAGGUGAUAGCCUUCUUCAGACAGGACAGGAGCAACUUUACCGUGAACAUAUCCAGCAUCCAGAGGCCGACGUACACUUUGUAUUUUUUGGACCAUCUGGUCAAGGCCCUGAAGAAGAUGUACCUCCAUGAGCUCACGAUCCCGGUCCUGCAGUUGGGUGUCCUGAUUUCAGCUUGCGUGGUGGACAGCAAGAGCCUCAAAGAUCUCUACCACCUCCGGCUCGCCCUGGUCUGCUCCGACCUGAAGCUGAGAGAAGCAGCUGCCCUGCACGAGGACGCGGUGGGGCAGGUCUACAUCGGGGACUCGGAGCAGUCCAGCUGCAGAAAGGAGAUUGCCCUGAGGAAGGAGAAGACCAGGGAGCCGUUGCUAGAAGAAAGCCUGCCGACGCUGACCGAGCCCCUGCCUGCCGUGCCGCCAGGGGAGAUACGGCCCCUCGUGGCGAAGGACCAGAUUCUGAAGAUGAACGGAGAGACGGGGCGGGGCCUGGAAGGCACAUCCUUUCCCCUCCUGUGGACCCUCAAAGCGGAAGUUCUGCUUGACAUGGAUUCGUACCAGCCCGCGAGGCUGCUCCUGUCUGAGGCGCAGCAGGCCUUCCAGGAGCUUAAGGAUCCUUGUGCAGAAGCCAAAUGCCUGCAGCUGCUGGCCCAGUUGGCCAACAAGGAGAAAAACUACGGCCAAGCCAGGAAGAUGAUUGAGCUUGCGCAGCGCCUGGGCGGUGGCGAGGAGUUCUGGUACCAGUCCAUGCUGACUAUGGCAGACACGCUCUUGUCCACGGAAAAGGAAGGAAAAGAAGUGAUGGCCUGCCAGCUGUUCCAGAGGCUCAUCGAGGUCUUCAAGGUGCUCAAGAAACAACGACCCAACCGCGCACCCGUCCUGGAAUUCAUGACCACAGACCUGGAGGCCAGGAGCUUGAACCUCCGGAUCCAAGUCGCCCAGGAGUCGGUGGGCAGCGAAUCGUCGGAAUUCCCGUUUUUGCUGAGCGAGCUGUAUGAUCAAUUGUUGGAAAUUGAGGAAAAGUUUGUCAACUGUGGCUACAAAGAGAACUGUGUGGACAUAAAGCUGGAGCGGGGGAAGAUAAAGAGGCUGUGCGCCCAAUUGGAGCCGGACGAGGACCAGAGGGCCGUGUACUACCGGGAGGCCUACGACGUGGCGCAGAGCGCCGUGGCCGAGGAGGAGGAGCUGUUGCACAGUGUCCAGAGCCUCCUGGCCCUUCAAGACUUACAGAACGUCAACACGCCCCUGGCGAGGAAGCUGGCGCACCUCAAGCUGAAUCUGGUGGACGUGUACCUGGACAUGUUUCAGCUGAUCUGGGAGGAGCCCCUGGAGCACGAGCUGCGGCAGGACUCCAUGGAGAAGCUGCUGGCCGACUACCUGCAGAGCGUGAGCGACCUGACCACCACCGGCCUGAGAUGGUUCACGCUGAAGCGGAUCCUGGCCCACGUGGCGCUGGCGCAGCUGGGGAGCCUGCAGCUGCUGAGCGUCAGCUGUGUGGAGAUCCGCGCGCGGCUCCUGGGCCUGGUGGGCAGGGCCUUGCGCCUGCUGGCCAUGCAGGUGGACCCUGUGCGCCCCAUAUUCUACUGGGAGGAGAGCCUCCUGAUGGGAACAGAGCACAGCAGCCUCAAGUAUCUGGUGAUAACCCCGGACGAGGUGGACAGCGAUGAGCAUGGCAGCAGCCAGCCAGCCUCCAGGAUGGUCCCUGAGGAGCGGAGCAGGAAAAGCUCAGAGCUGAAGAGGAGGAAGGUGCUGGCCCAGCAGUACCUGGCCCAGGCGACUGAGGUGUUGCUGCAGUGCCUGCAGGUCGCCCUGGGCAACAGCCUCCUGGAGGUUGCGAGGGCCGCCAGCCUGGAGAUGGUGGAGUGCAUUGGCACCCUGGACCCCACGGCCACCUGCCAGUACCUGAUGCUGUCUCAGAGCUGCUCAGUCUCAGAGAUGAUGCGGGGCGUCCUGCUCUCGGCCACGGCCAACACCAGCAGCUCGCAGCUGGCGGCCCUGCUGCAUCUGGAGAACAGGCUGAAGCUCCAGGAGCGGACCUCCACCAGCCAGUUUGCCGGUGUGGAGCAGAGGCUGGCUGCCAUUUCCAAGGCGUGGCAGAACCUCUCGGUCACUGAACAACAUUUUAACCACUUAAAUGAGAUUCCUCCCACUUUUCGGAUCCUCUCUCUGCACCACUCCCCUGACAGGACCCAUCUGUAUGGUGCUGUCUAUGAGAAACCCAAGUUCAUCCCCACAGCCAAAGGGAAGCUGGUCCAAGUCGGGGACGCCUGCAGGGUGGCGCGGGUGGCUGUGAGCCCGGCCGCCUUGUCUGGCCUGGUGGCCAGCGCCCAGCAGUUCCGGGAGCAGAGCCAGGCUGAGGUGUGCAGCAGGGACAGAGCCCUGAUCUUCGGCCUGAAAUCAGGAGGCGCGAACCCUGAGAGGCAGAGGUACCCUCCCCUGAGACUCAGCGACAUCCUGAAGGCCACGGAGGAAUACCUGCGCCCGCUGCUCUCGCUGCUCCGCAGCCCCGAGCCCAGGUCCCGCGCCGGAGCCUGUUCGCUGGCGCCUGCGCGCAGCUCCCUGGCCCCCAUUAGUGGGGCACUGGCUGCGUUAAUGAGAAAUGCCCUUGGCGUUCCUGCUGUGUAUGGUUUUCGAGUAUUUUUCACACCUGAACGUGUACCUUUGACUUUCAGAAUCCACAUUUCGUCGACCACUGGGGAUUUGGGGAAAGCAAAGCCCAAAGACAAGGAUCGGAAGCAGUCCAUCGUCCCAGGGUUGGCCACGCCGGCAGCCAGCUUCCUCCCGCCCCCAGUGGAGCCUGAGGCCGUGGACACCGUGGUCCUCAUUGUGGACAGGCCGCUCCUGGAGCUGCCCCUGGAGGGCCUGCUGGCGCUCCGGGAGGGGGCCAUCUCCUCCGUGUCCCGGGAGUUCUCCCUGCAGAUGUUCUACAACCACCUCCACCAGGAGGAGGCAGACCGGACCACGAAAAAGGGCUCCAAAGGCAAAGAGUUGAAGAGGAGAGGCCCAGGGAAGAAGAGCCGGAAGGGCAGCGCGCCCCGAGUCAUCCCUCCCGACGCCAUCUUAGUCGACGCGGACAACUUCAAGUACGUCGUGGACCCCUUCGAGGAGGCCCAGGGCCCAGGAACAUGGCUGCCUGUCUCCGUAACCCGGGAAAUUUUGGAUAAAUACAAAGACUCGUUCACCGCGCGAUGGGUGGGACAUCUGGGAAAAAAGCUCUUUCCAAGCCAGGCCGAGUGGGAGCAGCUGCUGGGCCGCUGCGAGGGCUUCUUCUUCUACGGGAUGGAGAACUUCCUGUCCCACUUGUCGGUGGAAAGGUUGGCUGCCAUGAACUUGGAAGACUGCCGGCUGAUGGUCCUGCUGGACCUGAGCCGGUCCUACGAGAGCAUGCGGCGGACGCUGGAGUCCUCGGAGCACAAGAGUGUCCCCCAGCUGGCCCUGGAGGAGCCCAUCGAGACGGCCAUCCUGCUGAGCCUGGUGGGGGUCAAGAGCAUCCUGGCGAACCAGUGGCCGACAACCCUGCAGGACAACGCGCUGAGGGCCAACGUCCUGUGGGAAAAUCUGCUGGCAUUUGGCAAGACAACCGGGAAAGUGGCCCGUCUCCUUCAGAGGAUGGAAGCUGGUGAAAUGGUCAGCCACGACGAGUCUCCACAGACCCCCAAGAACAGGCUGAUGCUCCGACCACAGCUGCACCGCCCUGAGUGGCCCUCCAUCAGCCUCAACCUGGUCCUGUACGGGCUGCCGAACCAGGCCAUCGUGUGAUGCUCCCGUCCCGCCCGCUGCGCCCCUGCACGCCCGCCCCCGGGCCCUCCUGCUGGUCUGAGUGCCUCCCCUUCGCCCCCCGUGCCACCUGCCUCCUCCACCAUCAUCCAGGGCCCUCCCAGGGUCUGCCUGCACCUCUGCACCGGGACCCUCAUGGAAUGGGAGGACCCAGGAGGGGCCCGGCAGGCAGGUGGGGUGAGGGCUGCACCGGGGGCCACCCCAGGCUGCCUGGACACCUGACCCCACCCUGCCCUGUCGAGGGGGCGCAUCUCUCCCCGGGGACCUGGCGGAGGGGUGGUCUCCACCCCCACGAGCCGUCAGCAGCAGGGGUGCCCUCCGGAGACCGUUUCUGGCCGAUGUCCCUGGGGACGAGGCUUGUGGUCCUGGGGGGGCCAUGCCGGUUCCGAGACAAGGAACACUGUUGGGCCCUUUUGUUGUCCAUGUAAGAGCUUCAGUAAAGGACGGAACCCAGCUGCUGCGAGUGCUGUCUGUGGCCGAGACGCUGGGUGGUGGCGGGGCCGGGCCCAGCCUCGGGUCUGGGAGUCACGUCACCAGCACCUUCUCCCAUCUGGCCGUGUGAAAUGAGCCCCCAGCCCUCCCCCCAGAGCCCCCCACUCGGGUGGGCUCCCAUCCUGGCAGAGGAAGGGACAGGUCCUCACAUGGCACUGCCCUGAGGGCUGCAUGGCCCUGUCCUCGCAGCCAGGACCUCCCAGCCCAGGUCACCCGCCACCACCAGAUCAAGGUGGGCUGUGUGUGCAGCGGGACCCGGACUGUGGAGCCAAGUGGAGCAGAGGCACCAGGUGUGGCAUGAACAGGUGCCAUGGGCCGGCUCUGUGGCU
Messenger RNA from Myotis myotis, 8945 nucleotides. It is a transcript of the gene CFAP46, whose product is annotated as cilia and flagella associated protein 46. Gene Ontology annotation, biological process: axoneme assembly; cilium movement involved in cell motility. Lineage: Eukaryota; Metazoa; Chordata; Mammalia; Chiroptera; Vespertilionidae. The coding region runs from base 19 to 8106 and encodes 2695 amino acids. Gene Ontology annotation, molecular function: protein binding. The transcript has 59 exons. The record is from RefSeq and is a predicted model, not a curated record.